Messenger RNA from Toxorhynchites rutilus septentrionalis, 5832 nucleotides. RefSeq names its product la-related protein 1 (gene larp). The record is from RefSeq and is a predicted model, not a curated record. Gene Ontology annotation, biological process: positive regulation of translation; mRNA stabilization. The coding region runs from base 1275 to 5816 and encodes 1513 amino acids. Gene Ontology annotation, molecular function: RNA cap binding. Lineage: Eukaryota; Metazoa; Arthropoda; Insecta; Diptera; Culicidae. Gene Ontology annotation, cellular component: cytosol; cytoplasmic stress granule. The transcript has 9 exons.
UUUCACUAACCCUCUGCCUUUAACAUUUCGGCUCUCGGGCAACAAAACGUGGUUUUGCAGCAACAAAAUAUUUAUUUUUCGAAAUUCGCGAAAAUUUGGCACCGUUUGGUGGAAAAGUGCCACUCGUUCCAAUCGGGAGUGAACUACUAAUCGUGGUGUGCUGAAGUGCAGUGAAAACGGUCAGUUCUUGUCGCGUCAGUGACCGAAAAAAAAUCCACCUCAUUACGAUCAAAUCACACACGAAUCGAAUCGUGUCUGGUCGAACAUCUAGCAGUAAAGGACACUUUUUCUUAUUGCCCCUUGCAUUUUCAUUUGCUGCAGCGUUAAGCAGUAGCAAACCGAAGCGUUAAUCCGUGAAGGAUAACAAACGAGGAAAAGCGGUGCGAGUAUUUCCUUCGGAGGAUUCAUCCACGAAAGGAUAAAAAAAAACACGGGAUAAGGAAGGCUUUUCCUGUUGGUGCGUGUUUAUGAAAAUCAAUUUUCAAGACAAGUUCAGUUCAGUUCUGUUGCGUAGUUUAAGCAACCGUUACUAGUGAGUGUUUUUGGUCAAGUAAAGAUAGAAUUUUUUCUCCCCGGUUUGCUGUCGACGGUUUGGAUCGCCUUCCUCGAAAGAGAAGAUCAAAUACCCUGACCCAGAGAGCAAGAUUAUGUCAUCGGGCUUUUAAUCAGCAAAACAGAUAACUGCGUGCAAACAACAGGAAGAAAUUGAUUGCUAUAGUUUGGAACCAAACUUAGUUACUAUAGCAAUAGCAUACCGGUCAAUUAUCUGUUAACCGAGCAGCGCGAUGGCCAAUUCUGGAACGACUUUACCGUGUCUUCUGGCCUGAGUUGUGCAGUGGGAGUGAGCGGGACAGCAAGCCGAACAGAGAGGGCCAACAUGGAGCGAAAAUGUCGAUAGAGUAGAAUAGCAACACCAGCACACGAGAGCACGCACGAGUUGUUCGUCGUCGUCGUCGUAGUAGUCUGCAAUACCGAUCUCAAACUUUGUUUGCCUGCAUCAGUUUUUGACAGUUUGUAUCUCUGCGGAAGAGAGAGAGAACGGCUUGUUUUUCGUUCGAUUCAUUUUGUUUUAUUCUCACGGGCUAGUAGGACUGUUUCAUUGUUAUCUUUUCUUGUGCAGAGUUUUUCCUGCUUUAGCAAACGCAAGUCGUUAGUGAAAAAAGCAGGGAACAUCGAACAGGGUCUGGCCAGGAAAAAAAGCAAUAUAUAGCCUAGUCGCAGACUAGAGCCGAAUUCGGAUCGAUUCACGACGAUUCGGAAUUCAAUUUCCUAUAAUGGCAACGCACGUUUCGACAGACACAAGCCCUGGCAAUACCAACAAUAACAAUAACAACAACAACAACAGUUCAAGUUCAUCAUACGCAAAUGUUUUGUUGAACAUCAAGGAACAGAACCAAAAGCAGCAGCUUCAGCAGCAGAAUGAUAAUAACAAGGAGAAUAUUCGCAGUGAAAAACCUCCGUUGAGUUCACCACCUGCUGGUCAAGGUGGCCCUUCGAAGGCACCAGAUGUUCCCAGUAAAGACAGUGGAGGGAGUAUAGCAACGCUUGGGGGUGGCGAUGAAGCGGAAGAUGAUGCUAGUUUUGUCCCGGUGGUUUCGCAUAACAAGCGGGAUCGUCGUUCGAGGCAGAAAGCUUCUGCCGCAUCGACAUCCAAGUUUAGUGAACAACAGCAGCAAGGUGAUAAGCCGCCAUCGAAAUCAUCCCGUCGUUCAGGGGGAGGAGGAGGUGCUGGUGGUGGGGGCGGAGGCGGUGCCAGUGCCGGUGGUGCUAGGAAAGAAACAUCUGAGGGAGUUGCUCCGGCUAAAAAAGAUAGGAAACGAAAAUCUGACGAACGAAGACGUGCCGGCAAAGGGCGGGUGGAGGCUGAGAAGGAAGAAAAGGUGACCGAGAAAGAUUCCCCGGGUGAGACAAGUGGAUCCAACAAAGUUAGCAGCGAGGAAGGGUCUGAUAAGGAGGCACCGAAAAAGUUCAUUGAAGCUCCUCUGCCGAAAGUUAAUGCUUGGAAGGUAACACCCAGCGUAGACCCAGCACCCAUCCCAUCCGCUGACUCAAAAGCUGGAAAAUCAUCCGAUUCUCAAGCAUCAGUCGCUGUUUCGUCCGAGACGGCCAGUCACAAGGCCCCUAAAUCCUCGACCGAGAAACGCAUUCUGCAACCCAAACAGCAACAAGUAAAGGUUCAGCCCCAAGUCAAACCGGUUGCUCCGUCGAAAGUCACAUCCGAUCAGCCUGCGGUUUCAGCAAAGGAAAAGAAACGCACUAGUCAAAAAUCCAGUGACUUAACAAGUGGUUCCGAUUGGCCGACGCUCGAGGGACGGCAAAAAUCUGGGGAACCCAAAAAACACGCAACGGUUCCGGUUGCAGAAACUGCUUCCACUGCAACAUCAGCAUCUGUAUCGACAACAGAGCAAAACAAACCAUCAUCAAGCACUCCCAGUGAAGCGACUUCAACUCAAACUCCGACAGCAAACACAUCGACUGAUACAAGCCAAGCUAAUACUUCCUCGUCAAAGCCACAGACCUCUGCGGAGGAAGACUCCAUUCGACCAAAAAGUGCAGAUUCGGGCGAGCAAAAUGGUGCGAGCGGUGUUAGCAACAAUCGCAAAGGACCACGGCCAAAGUGGGUUCCGCUGCCGAUUGAUUUACCGAAACAGCGGGGCCGGCGAGAGCGAACCCCGAGAAGGCGUCGCUAUGAUGAUUACGACGAUGGCAACUGGCAUCAGGAGCGCCCACCGCCACGAUCCAGCCGGCUGCGAACCAGUCGUGGUGGUGGACCACCAUCUUCGUACCGUGGCGGACGUGGUGGACGAAUUUCACGCGGUGGAGGCAUCCGCAGGGGUCCACCAUCAACACGAGGAGCACUGGGGCCGGGAUUAAGACACGGGGAUAGAACAUCACAUGGAUCGACCGGACAGCCACUAGCGAAUGGUGUUGAUUUUGAAUUUGGAGCCAUCGGACAGACGAUUGGAAAGGAGCAGACGGCGUUUAUGAUGCCUUACCUCAGCACGUUCUACUACAAUGGAGCGCCGCUGAUCGGAAUGGACCCGACAAGCGUCAAAGAGUGUAUCAAAAAGCAAAUUGAAUACUACUUUAGUGAGGAGAAUUUAAAUCGUGACUUCUACCUCCGCCGAAAGAUGAAUCCAGAAGGAUUUCUACCGGUGACGCUUAUUGCGACUUUCCACCGAGUCCAAAACAUGACCGCAGAUAUUAACAUCAUUAUAUCGGCAAUUCAAGACUCAGACAAGCUGGAACUGGUCAAUGAUUAUAACGUUCGGACCAAAAACGAUCCGACCAAGUGGCCAAUCGAUCCGACAGACAUGGGCACAAACCACUACACAACAAAUACCACUCCUGCUGCGGCGGUUGAAACCCAUGCCGAGAAGCCAGCAGAAAAUCCACCCGUACCCGGGGUAGCUUCCAGGAUUCUGUCAAGUAUCCCACCACCUCCGAUGCCUCGCAAUUUUCGUGCUCAAAACACACCAGUAGCCACGACCAACAAAGUUCCUUUUAUAAUCUCGGCGAGUGGUGCCGAAGCAGUUCCAGCUACAAUAACAACUACAACGCCAGCAGCGAAGACGCCAACGACUUCGGAAUCGGAAAAUUGGAACCCUAAUGUGCCGGAAUUCAUUCCCACGUCGGUGGUACAGCGGAAACUAUCUUCCGAAAACACUGAAAACACCACCAACGCUGCGGCAGCCUCGAGUCAGGAUAAGGAUAAUAAAGCCGAGGGCGAACAGCCUUCAAAAAACGACGUAGAGAAAUCUGAUCCUCAAACUAUUGAGCCUCCUGCACCUGUUGUCACCGAAGAAGCUGAACUGUGGAAGGAAGUAAAACGUCGCUCCCGGUCAGCCCAAUCUCACCACGAAGCCACACAACAGCAGCACCGUGAAGGACAGGCCCAACCUAAGGAUCGAUCCAAACGAAAUCAACGACCCGAGCAAAAGAAGACUACCGAAAAGGAACCACUUUCUCGAGAUGUAGCGUUGGCUGGACCAUCUCAAACGGGAGAGGAGCGAGAAGAGUUAGAUUUCCAAUUUGACGAAGAACUUGAUCUUCCGCGAGGGGGAGGACGCGUGAAUCAUUUCACGGACAACUGGUCCGAUGACGAUGAUGAGUCUGACUUCGAAUUGUCGGAUCACGAGAUUAACAAGCUCCUCAUUGUGACCCAGGUACGCGGUCGAGUGCCAAAACGCGAUGGUUACGAUCGGACGGGUGAUUUCACCACACGCACAAAAAUCACCCAGGAUCUGGAAGAAAUAAUCAACGAUGGACUGCACAACUACGAAGAGGAUCUUGUAACGAUCAAUUGCCGCCAUGGCCAUGGUACGAGCAACUACAAAACCAUCAACUUGAUCUCACAGGAAGAAUUCGACAAAAUCAUCCCCAAGACACCUAAGGUUUCACAGGAAGCUCCACCACCGCCACCGCCACCUACUUUUGUAGAGUCGCAAGAUGUUUUGAACGCAAGCAGCACCAGCGCUGCCCAGCGACACAAGGCGCGUUUCUUCGCUGUGAACAAGGAUGAAUUUGUCGAUCCGAUCACACCACGUAAACGCAAAACGAGGCAUUUGAAUAAUCCACCCGUCGAGAGUCACGUUGGUUGGGUUAUGGACGUUGUCGAACAUCGACCACGGACCACAAGCAUGGGCAGUUCUACGGGAACAUCCCCCACUGCCUCCAGUUAUGGUUCACUGCCUCAGAGUUUGCCAACGUUCCAACAUCCUUCACAUUCACUGCUGAAAGAGAACGGAUUCACCCAACAGGUGUACCACAAAUAUCACGGCCGCUGUCUGAAGGAACGCAAACGAAUGGGACCGGGUCAGUCGCAGGAGAUGAACACACUCUUCCGAUUCUGGUCCUUCUUCCUGAGGGAGAACUUCAACAAGACUAUGUACAACGAAUUCCGCCAGAUCGCACUCGAGGAUGCGGCCGAAGGCUUCCGCUAUGGUUUGGAGUGUUUGUUCCGAUUCUACUCGUACGGUUUGGAGAAGAAAUUCCGACCACAGCUUUAUGACGAUUUUCAGGCGGAAACGAUCAAAGAUCACGAAAACGGUGGUCAACUAUAUGGAUUGGAAAAGUUUUGGGCCUUUCGCAAGUACUAUAAGAAUGCUUCGAAGCUGAGUGUCAGUCCUAAAUUGAAGGAGUAUUUGGACCAAUUUAAAUCAAUUGACGACUUCCGUGUGGUGCAGCCGCAGAUCAACGAGAUGUUGGAAGGGGUGGGCAAUCUGAAAUCUACCCCAUCGAAACGGAGGCCUCGAAGUGUUUCGGAGAGUGAAGGUGUUACGGUGGUUGCGGGACCGAGCAAUGUCAGGCGGGCUCAACAGGGUGGUGGCGGGACGAGCGGACAGUCAAGCGGAUAUUAUGGCGGCUACAACCAAUCGAACUAUGGCCGUAAGAGAUGCGAUUCUGCCGGCAACCGAAUAGUGGACGCUUCAAAUCGCUCUGGACCAUUCGGGAAUUCUCGAUUCCGCACAGGUUCUUUUGGAGAGGGUGCUUCCAGGGGAGCCGGGAGUCGGCCGCGCAGCGGAUCAACGGGAAACAAAGUAGUAAGGGUCACAAACGAACGUUUCCUGCUCAAUCGCGGUGGACCGUCUUUCUCUGGAAUGGCUGGCAAAUUGGCCCAGCAGAAAUUACAGAGCAGCCGGGGAAAUAGUCGCAACAAUAGUCGCGGAAAUAGUCGAAACAACAGUCGCAGCAACAGCAGAUCGAAGGCUCCCGAAAAUCCUGUACCUUCUAUGUCAUCUUCGACAUUGGCAUCGGCAGCAACAGGAGGAGCUGCUGAAGCGGGAAAAUCGUCAUCCACGACAUGUGAUAAGUAAAGUGUCGAAUUAUGAA